Molecule: messenger RNA, 1536 nt
Organism: Marmota flaviventris (yellow-bellied marmot)
Lineage: Eukaryota; Metazoa; Chordata; Mammalia; Rodentia; Sciuridae
Source: RefSeq, a predicted model, not a curated record
AUGCAGCGGCUGAUGAGGUUCCGGAUCCUCUGUGGCAUCCACAAAUCCUUCCACAUCUUCCACCCUGCCCCUCGGCAGGUGUGCCGCCAAUCUUCAUCAGGACUUAGAGCCCCAAGGUGGAGUGACCAUGAUACACCUGAGGAAUUCAACUUCGCCAGCUCAGUGCUGGACUACUGGGCUCAGAUGGAGAAGGAGGGCAAGAGAGGUUCAGAGACAGCCCUGUGGUGGGUGAACGGCCAAGGCGAUGAAGUGAAGUGGAGCUUCCGGGAGAUAUCCGACUUAACCCGCCGCACAGCCAACGUCUUCACGCAGGCCUGUGGCCUGCAGCAGGGAGAUCAUCUGGCCUUGAUUCUGCCACGCGUGCCUGAGUGGUGGCUGGUGACCGUGGGCUGCAUCCGGACAGGCAUUGUCUUCAUACCUGGGACUACCCAGUUGACUGCCAAGGACAUCAUGUACCGACUACAAGCAUCUAAAGCCAAGGCCAUUGUGACCACAGAUACGCUUGCCCCUACGGUGGACUCUGUGGCUUCUGAGUGUCCCACUCUGAGAACCAAGCUGCUGGUGUCUGAUCACAAACGUGAAGGGUGGUUGGACUUUCGGUCACUGAUCAGCAAAGUUACAUGUUAUGCCGAAGUCAAAGGAUUAAAUGAGAAAACCUUAAAAUUUAAGAAAACUCUUAGAAAACCGUUCCAAUGGCCCAAGGGAAUGACUUGCGGUGUCUUCCGGGGAAUGAAUAUCAAGCUGGGCUCCAUGGGGAAGGCCAUCUCACCCUUCGACAUCCAGAUCAUCGAUGACAAGGGCAACAUCCUGCCCCCCAAUGCUGAAGGAAACAUCGGCAUCAGGAUUAAGCCCACCAGGCCACCAGGCCUCUUCAUGUACUACGAGAACAACCCAAAGGAGACAGCGAAGGUGGAGUGUGGGGACUUUUACAACACCGGGGACAGAGCAACUAUGGAUGCAGAAGGUUACUUGUGGUUCCUGGGCAGGGACGAUGACAUCAUCAACGCCUCUGGGUACCGCAUCGGGCCGGUAGAGGUGGAGAACGCCUUGGCGGAGCACCCUGCGGUGGCGGAGUCGGCGGUGGUGAGCAGCCCGGACCCGAAGCGCGGGGAGGUGGUGAAGGCAUUUAUUGUCCUAUACCCGGAGUUCCUGUCCCAUGACAAGGACCAGCUCACCAAGGAUCUGCAGCAGCAUGUGAAGUCGGUGACGGCCCCAUACAAGUACCCGAGAAAGGUGGAGUUUGUCCUAGAACUGCCUAAAACCAUCACCGGCAAGAUUAAACGGAGUGAUCUCCGGAAAAAGGAGUUUGGUGGGAUGUCAUCAGGAAAAAAAACAGAACCUACCCUGCGACUUAGGCAAAUCUCUGGGUCCAGCACGUCCCAUGGCCCGAUGCUCCCUCUUGGCACCAGCAUCUGGGGAGACUCCCAGCUCCAUUCCGUAGCCAGGACCCAGGGCCAGGAAGGAGACUCUGCCUGCUGGACCACGCACCUGCCCCUGCGAGACACAGGAGCCCACAGCCCAGAGUUUCCUCGAUAG